This is a messenger RNA of Peronospora belbahrii, 3159 nucleotides long. The record is from the annotation of a GenBank genome assembly. Lineage: Eukaryota; Oomycota; Peronosporomycetes; Peronosporales; Peronosporaceae.
AUGUGGAAAGCUAGAGCACGGGAGGCUGUGACGUCAAUACGUCGUUCGCUUGCUACGCCACUGCAUCCGCUACCGAGAGAAUACGAGAAGAUUAUAUAUGGGCGUCAUUGUAUGCUACAGUUGCUUCCCCCGGGUCUGAUUCGGUCUUAUUCCAUGUCGUCUUCCUCGACGCCAACGACACAAAAACAGGCACAAAUGGCAACAGCGGCACUAGUGGCAGCUAGUGUUGUGUAUUUGUAUGUGACGACGGAGCAUCAGAGUGAACAGGAGAAACAGCAGCGUGAACUGGAGAUUGAAAAGGAACGAAAGCUUAGCAGUCGACUUGCAGCAGAACUUGUGGCUGCUGAAGUGAAGCAGAAUAAAUCCGACUGGAAGGCCACGCUUGAGCGUGUUGUACCAGCCAUUGUGUCGCUUAAACUCAACUCGCCUAAGUUUUUUGACACUGAGUUACCAGGCAAUGGAUCUGCAACUGGAUUUGUAGUGGAUGCAGAGAAGGGGAUCAUUUUGACCAAUCGUCACGUGGUCGGACCUGGACCUAUUGAUGCGGAGGCUGUUUUUCAGAAUAAUGAGGAAGUGCGUGUGAUUCCUAUUUAUCGUGACCCUGUCCACGACUUUGGUUUCUUUCAAUUUGAUCCGGCGGAUGUAAAGCACAUGUCGGUGCCGUCGUUGCAUCUGGAGCCGGAAAAGGCCACCGUUGGAACGGACAUUCGUGUGGUUGGCAAUGACGCCGCCGAAAAGCUUGCGAUUGCAAGUGGCACACUGGCUCGUCUUGAUCGCGACGCGCCAAAUUACGGGUACAACAGCUACAACGACUUUAAUACGUUUUAUUACCAAGCUUCGUCAGGAACGACUGGGGGAUCUUCAGGUUCGCCGGUGCUCAACCACGACGGUGAUGCGAUUGCACUUAAUGCCGGUGGUAAGAUUGGUACAGCAGCAUCUUUUUAUUUACCCUUGAAUCGAGUGAAACGAGCGUUCGAUCUAGUUCGAGAAGGUAAGGACGUGCCUCGGGGCACCAUCCAGACUGUUUUUAAUUACAAACCCUUCGACGAGGUGCGCCGACUUGGCGUCGACCCUGCCACGGAAGCACUUGUCCGCUCCUCUUUUCCUUUGGAAACGGGGAUGCUGACAGUAGCAGAAACAAUCCCAAUGGGUCCAUCGAGCAAUAAAUUGCAACCAGGCGAUGUGUUGGUACGAGUUGAUGGCGACUUGGUCACUCGAUUUGUACCGCUUGAGGCAAUACUCGAUGAUAAUGUGGGGAAAGAGGUUGAGCUUCAAGUAGAGCGUUGUGGAAAACUGGUAACUCAUAAAUUGCAGGUCCAAGAUUUGCACUUGAUCACUCCGUCGCGCUUUAUUGAGAUCGGCGGGGCGGUCAUUAACCCACUUUCUUACCAGCAAGCACGAAACCAUGUAAUGAGUCCUGGAGCACCAUACGUGGCUGAUCCGGGUUACUUUCUUCAACGUUCGCGUAUUGGUCGUGGCGCGAUUAUUCACUCAGUGAAUGGUGUUAAGACGCCUGAUCUUGAAACGCUCAAGAACUAUCUGAAACGAUGCAAGGACCGCGAUCGCAUUGUUGUCAAAUUUUCAAAGCUGACGGAUAAAUCAGAGAAGGUUGAGGUUGUGCAUGUGGACCGCAGGUGGUUUCCGUUCUGCGAGUACGUGCGCGAUGAUAAGCUUGGAACGUGGCAUUGUGAACAUUUCUCACCACCUAGCGAAUGCAAAACCGCUUGCGGUGAUUAUGACAAGGAUGCAGCCAACGAUGAGCUUAUCGGUUCAACAACAACCUUGCCUGGCAAAAACCCUGUGGAAAAUAAGCUUGCCCGGUCCUUGGUGACAGUGGAUUUUGACAGACCAUUCAGCGUGAACAGUUUAUCAACGUCGAACUAUCGUGGCACAGGACUUGUGAUCGAUGCGAAGAAAGGACUUGUGGUUGUAGACCGCAACACUGUGACUGACUCAAUGGGCGAUGCCAUGGUGACGUUUGCCAGCACCAUCAUGGUUCCAGCUCACGUGGUGUUCGUCCACCCGGUGCAUAAUUUUGCGAUUGUUCAGUACGACCCAAAGCUCAUUGGAUCGACACCUAUUGAAAGCUGCCAAGUGGCAUCAAAACCACUCGUACCGUCCGAUCCGGUGUGGCUCGUAGGUCUCAUGAGCAGUGUGGGUCGGAGCGGCCACUCUGAUCUUGUGUCUCGUGAGACGAUCGUGUCUGGCGUGAAGUGGAUUGGGCUGCCAAUGCCCAUUCCGCCGCGAUACCAGGAGCAUAAUUUAGAAAUGGUAUCUUUGCAGGACGUUGUUGGCACUGAAGGCGGUGUCGUUUGUAGCGAAACGGGUGAAGUGGGUGCGCUUUGGGCAUCUUUCUCUUUUCAACAACAGCGCCAUAGCUCAAUGGUGGAAAGCCAAUUCAACCGCGGCAUUCCGAUGGAUCUAAUCAUGGAGAGCGCAGCGCCGCUUAUGCGUGGGGUGACGCCAAAAAUAUACGAUCUGGGCGUUGACUUUGAGCACUUGAGUUUGGCUAAAGCUCGGGAGCUUGGACUUGGGCAAGCUCUAGCCGAGAUUCUAGAAAAGGACGCGCCAGAUCGUCGGACAAUCUUGACCGUAGCCCGGCGAUGGGGCGGUACAGAGGCACAUGACGUGCUUAAGAAUGGCGAUAUUUUGGUUGCUGUCGACGGCAAGAUUGUGACAAGUUUCCGUGAGGUAGAACGUUGCACACAGAAGCCAGAGGUACAGCUAACAAUUGUGCGCGAUGGACGCGAGAUGCAUCUGAACGUAAAGACUCUUUUCAUGGAGCGUACAGAGAUCAACCGUAUUGUAUUCUGGCAGGGAUUGUUGCUACAAGCGCCACCAUUAUCUGUCUCGGCACAACGCAGUAUCUCACUGGACGAUGGCAUUUAUGUGUCUUGUCGAUAUGCGGGUUCACCAGCGGCUCGUUACGGUCCACAGCCCACAAGUCGUAUCAAGGAAAUUGAUGGUAUCAAAAUCACCAGUAUCGAUGAUUUUCUUCGCGUUGUGACUGCAAAAUCCACGAACGACUCGGUGCGUAUCAAAUACACUGAUUUAAGUGGCAAGGAUCGUCUCAGCACACUCAAGUUAGAACCUAAAUACUGGCCUACCAGUGAAUUGGUUUACGAGGAUGGCGAGUGGCAUCGGCAAAACCACCUCUAG